AUGGCCUCGUCCCUGAAGGAAGUUAGCUUGCGAGAGCAGCAAAUAGAAGCAAUAGUCACAAUGCUUAAUCUAAAUACAAAGUUAGAGACACCAAACAACUCUUCAUCAGAUCUAGUGUCUGCAAUACCACCUGUCGACGUCGAAACCGUAUGGAAAGUUCUUAUAUUCGAUGAAUUUGGUAGAGACGUAAUCUCGUCAGUAUUAAAAGUGAACGAUCUGCGGAAGAAUGGUGUUACUGUUCAUAUGCUAUUGAAAAGUGAUAGACAGCCAAUUUCAGACGUACCAGCUAUAUACUUUGUAGAACCUACUUCAGAGAACGUCCAGCGAAUAAGUGAGGACCUGGCUAGAAAUCUAUAUGAAUCUUAUUACAUUAAUUUUACAAGCGCGAUACCGAGAACGCUGCUAGAGGAACUUGCAACUGCUACUAUUCCGAAUAAUACAUCCAAUCUUAUUUCACAAGUCUUUGAUCAGUACUUGAAUUUCUUGGUAUCUGAACCUAAUUUGUUCUCUCUCAACCAACCAAACGUCUACUAUCAAAUGAACUCACCGACUGCUGAAAAAUCGACAAUAGAGUCAGUAGUUGACAAAACAGUGAACGCAUUAUUCUCAGUAUUAGUGACAAUGGGUGUGAUUCCGAUCAUUCGAUGUUCACGCGAAAACGCUGCCGAGAUGAUAUCCCGUAAAUUAGACGUUCGACUACGCGACCAUGCUCUAAAUCCACGUAAUAAUCUUUUCGCCGAAGGUUCAUCCGCCAUGAGCUUCCAACGGCCAGUAUUGAUCAUCGUCGAUCGAAACAUUGAUCUUAUCCCUAUGCUUAGUCAUUCUUGGACCUAUCAGGCAUUGAUUGAUGAUGUACUGGAUAUGAAAUUGAAUAGGAUAUCCGUGCAGGUGGACGAACAUGGACGAAACGUGAAAAAAAGUUAUGAUUUAUGUGUAGAAGAUUUCUUCUGGAGUAAAAAUGCAGCAAGUCCAUUCCCACAGGUUGCUGAAGACAUUGAUAUCGAGCUUAACAAAUAUAAACUAGAUGCAGCAGAGUUAACUAAACUGAGUGGAGUCAACGUGGAUGAUGUUAAUCCAAUGGACUUUACGCAAAAUACUCAACAUCUAAGGUCUGCCAUAACCGCAUUGCCUGAAUUAACGGCUCGUAAGCAGACGCUUGAUAUGCAUAUGAACAUUGCUACUGCUCUGUUACAGGGUAUAAAGGAGCGGCAAUUAGAUACAUUUUUCCAAAUGGAGGAGUCAAUUGCUCGACAGAAUAAGCAAUCAAUAAUCGAUGCUCUUAGAGACCCGGAGAAGCAUUCGCCCGAGGAUAAAUUGAGACUUUUUAUUAUCUACUACUUAACGGCUGAUGAAAUCGGAAAGGAGGAUAUGGUUGAAUAUGAGGCUAUGUUAAGGAUGGCUGGAUGUGAUCUAUCAGUGCUAAAUUAUGCUAAAAGAGUACGCGAAAUUACUAGGAUGACGAUGCUAUCCACAACUGGGCCAUCGAGUUCAGGAUUCGGUCAAUCUAGUCAAUUAUUUCAAGGCUUUAGUUCAAUUGGGAACAAGCUGACGGAUCGUUUAAAAGAAGGCGGCUUUAGUGGUCACUUUGACAAUUUAAUAUCUGGUGUCAAGAACUUACUCCCUUCACGCAAAGACUUGACCUUAACCAAAGUAGUCGAAUCGCUUAUGGAACCAUCUGCUGGGACAAGUGACACAGACGAUUAUCUGUAUUUAGAUCCCAGGACGGCUCGUUCAUCAGCCGGUGCUAACAAACAACAAAGGCAGCGACACGCGUUCCAAGAGGCUAUUGUGUUCGUUGUUGGUGGUGGAAACUAUAUUGAGUAUCAGAAUCUGCAAGAAUACGCACAGCGGCAAACCGUGAAGAAGAAGAUUACAUAUGGAUCUACUGAUCUCCUGAACCCGACAGCUUUCCUGCGGGAAUUAGCUAAACUUGGAUAG
This is a messenger RNA of Paraglomus occultum, 1938 nucleotides long. NCBI's taxonomy places the organism in Eukaryota, Fungi, Glomeromycota, Glomeromycetes, Paraglomerales, Paraglomeraceae. The record is from the annotation of a GenBank genome assembly.